Messenger RNA from Monodelphis domestica (gray short-tailed opossum), 650 nucleotides. RefSeq lists its product as uncharacterized. The record is from RefSeq and is a predicted model, not a curated record. NCBI's taxonomy places the organism in Eukaryota, Metazoa, Chordata, Mammalia, Didelphimorphia, Didelphidae.
CCUGAAGUCAAGUCUCUCCAUCAACAUUUCUCCCUUCUCUUCAAGGAUCUCUCCAUAUUUCCUCUGCAAAAUGAAGUUUCCACACCUCCUCCUCGUGACCCUUCUGGCUGGAGUUCUGCUGGGAGCCUAUGGACAGGAUACUUCUGCAACAGAUCCAGAGGCAUCUGAGCAGUCCCCAUCAGAGCCAAAUGACCCAGAGGCAUCUGAGCAGUCCCCAUCAGAGCCAAAUGACCCAGAGGCAUCUGAGCAGUCCCCAUCAGAGCCAAAUGACCCAGAGGCAUCUGAGCAGUCCCCAUCAGAGCCAAAUGACCCAGAGGCACCUGAGCAGUCCCCAUCACAGCCAAAUGACCCAGAGGCAUCUGAGCAGUCCCCAUCAGAGCCAAAUGACCCAGAGGCACCUGAGCAGUCCCCAUCAGAUCCAGCUGCCUCAGCAACCCCACCACCAUCUACCAAUAAAAACACAGGAGUAUUAGAAGGAGUAUUAACAAAACUUAAAGAAGGCGUGGAAAAAUUUAAAAAUAAACUACGCGAUCGCUUUCAGAAAUGAGAGGCAGGAAGUUGCUACCUUCUCCGAAUCAUUCCUUAAAAGGAUUCCUUAAAGGAAAUCAUUAUAGUCGCAUAGAUUUAACCUAUUAAACCAGAGCAUCAAA